Molecule: messenger RNA, 774 nt
Organism: Acyrthosiphon pisum (pea aphid)
Lineage: Eukaryota; Metazoa; Arthropoda; Insecta; Hemiptera; Aphididae
Product: sphingomyelin synthase-related protein 1
Exons: 4
Coding region: 431-757 (108 amino acids)
Molecular function (GO): protein binding
Source: RefSeq, a predicted model, not a curated record
AUAUCUUAAAUCGUGAUCACAAUUCACUUAUCAGUAUAAGAUAUCACAAAUCCCAACUCUUAUUAUUUAUUGACUAAAGUAUGGGAAUUGCGAAUACUAUUCGCCGAAUAGAAUACUAGCAUUGUUGCAUACUUGCUGCAGUUUAUACUCACUAGUCACUUUGAAUAGUUGGAAGGAGCGCUGCCCAAUUACUGUAUUACUAGUCUAAACUACGUAUUGAUGUAGUCUACGUUCUUCGUUGUAGAUUAGAUGUACUGUAAGACUUCAUCGUCCUCAAUAGUUUAUAAUUAUAUUUCUAUAGCUUUCGAAGUGCAUUAAACAAAAAAAAAAAUAAACUUUAUUUCGCGCCAUGACUUUAAAAUUAAUUUUUGUUAUUAAAUAUUCACAUACUUUGUCUGUUGUUACUGCUUUUUAAAAACAUAGUGUUAUAAUGGAAUCUGUAGUUAGUUGGAAUCCGCGAGAAGUGUCCAUUUGGCUGGAGAAAAAGGGUCAUAGUAAAUAUUCUCGAAUACUUACUGAAGAUCAUUGCAUUGAUGGCCGUGCUCUUUUACUCAUUAAUGAAGCUGACUUAAAAAGUCCACCUAUAAGUAUUAAUGUCUUAGGUGAUAUAAAAAGAUUAAUGUUGGAUAUUCGUCAGUUAAAAGUAGAAAAUCGACAGACACUUUUGCAACUUGGAUUUGAUCCUAUAUCGCUACUUACAAAACCUGUAUGUAGUUGCACAUGUUUAUGGAACUCAAUUCCGACCAGAUCCAUUUAAUUUUUAUGUUGAUUUUC